Messenger RNA from Strongylocentrotus purpuratus (purple sea urchin), 1454 nucleotides. RefSeq lists its product as uncharacterized. Bases 75 to 1064 code for a protein of 329 amino acids. The transcript has 8 exons. Lineage: Eukaryota; Metazoa; Echinodermata; Echinoidea; Camarodonta; Strongylocentrotidae. The record is from RefSeq and is a predicted model, not a curated record.
UGGCUUGUCUUGUCUUCAGUCUUUGCAAUACUGCUCCAAUUCUUGCAUAUUAGAAUAAGGAACUUGUGCCAGUUAUGGGAGUGUCCAUGACCAUGUUUCAUUCUAGAGCAGGGAGGGGUAGAGAUAGCAGUAGUAGCAGCAGUACAAGAAGCUCCUUCCAUACUGCUAAUGAUAGCUUGGAAUCUGAAGAUGAGAUCAAAACCAUCAUAGCAUCAUCUUCAUCAGAAGCAGCUGAGAUACCAUCUCUUGUACUGGGUCAAAGGUCAUACUCCUCUGGAAGGGUAACAUCAGGCACAGUUGAAGAAGAUUAUGAAAGCCACUAUUCAACAGCAAAGUCUUCAUUUGAUUCCAGAUACAGAUCAGAUACAUUCUACACAGCUACAUCCCAUAGUGGAAGAAGAGAUAGCUCUUCACUCUACAGCAGUGAGUUUGAAUCAGAUGAUAGUGUAUCUCUCACUGAAAGCAAUGUGGAGCAAGAAUUUGAGAAUGACGAGGAUGCAGAGAAACAUUUCUUAAAAGCCAAGCUGAAAUCACUGAGGAGAGAGAAACAAGAGAUCCGUGAAUUGAAACCCGAAGGAGAUAAAGAAUUUGAUGCAGAGAUGAAUAAGUUUGUUAAGAUACAACUUGCUACCCUACUACAUAGAAGAAAAAAGGGUACCGCUUUAGUCAAGCCUCCAAGAAGCUCAGACACAACAAAAGACAAGAAGAGUUCAAAGCAAGGCAAAGGUUCUCAAGUCUCUUCUCCCUUGAUACCGUGUGGAGUAGUCGAAAGGCUCAGGAUACAAAACUUAUUACACAGCAUGAAAAGGGCAUCUCAAGCACCACUUCAUGAGAUUGACAAGUGUGAAAGUUGCAGGAAGGUGAAGGAGUCAGUGAUGGAGAAAGACUUCAUGAGAUCAAAGCACAGACACGUGUACAACCAACUAACAGAAGAGAGAUACAGACAACAUAUCGUUAACCAUGAUCCACUCAGUGAGAUUGGUAAUCUGGCAUCUGCAUUGCCUAAACUCAGCAGUGAUCCAAAGGAGAUAUGGAAACAGCUCAUGCAGAAUGGUAUUACUUGAAUGCAUCUAACUCAGAGGCCAAAACAAAGUUUCCUGGAUAACUUUCCCAGAUGUUUACUGCACAAUAUUGUUGGACACAUAAGCAUGUUGAUGUUUUGUGUGUGGAAACUCAUACAGAAUAAAGUUCAAGUCUCUCUGCAGCUGCGUGCAAUGAACAAACAUUUAGUAUUGUUGAAAUGUGUAAUAUGAAUGUAGUGACGUAACAACUUCCUUCCAUACAGCCAGAUUUUCUAAUUGCCAAUGAAAAUGAGUCAUAAUGGAUAUGAAGGGCAACAUAUUUUUUAUUUCAUUUUGUGUCACUACUGGUUUCUUUUAAUUUAGAGGCUUGAAAUAGAUUUAUGCCAAUAUCUUAUGAUAUUUUAUUUUUUCAAAAAUAAAGAUAAUACAAAU